Molecule: messenger RNA, 1602 nt
Organism: Suncus etruscus (white-toothed pygmy shrew)
Lineage: Eukaryota; Metazoa; Chordata; Mammalia; Eulipotyphla; Soricidae
Product: gastrula zinc finger protein XlCGF57.1-like
Exons: 1
Biological process (GO): central nervous system development; regulation of transcription by RNA polymerase II
Cellular component (GO): nucleus
Molecular function (GO): DNA-binding transcription factor activity, RNA polymerase II-specific; RNA polymerase II cis-regulatory region sequence-specific DNA binding
Source: RefSeq, a predicted model, not a curated record
AUGCCCUGCCAGAUUCGUGAUGGGAAUGAGGACUCAGGGGUCACCAAUUCAAUGGGGAAUCAGGAUGAAGAGAGCGUCCGUACUAUGGGGACCCAGGCUUUUAGGCACAGUGCUCCUGAUUCUGUUAUGCCCAGUAACUGGACACAGACCUCCAUAGUUGGAUCACUUUGGGCCAAGAAGCCACCAGUGUUUGCUCUAACUCCCUCAUAUCAAGAUACUCACAAGCAUAUUUUCCAUGGAGUGUACCCCACCAUAUAUAAGCAAUGUGAGGGGGAUUUCUCGUGUGCUCAGCAAUAUGAUGUGCCCUUUUAUACCCCUAUUAUACAGGAUUCCUCUGAUACUAAGCGAGAUGGAUUCAGUCUUAGACAACUGUCACACCGGAAUGAUCCAAAGGAAGUCUGGACAGGAAGCAAUUGUCAUCUAUGUCCCGAGUAUGGCAAGGCCUUCACUUACACUUCGUCUCACACUGAACACAUGAAAAUUCAUACAGGAGAGAAGCCUUAUUCAUGUCUGGAAUGUGGCAAGUCACUUGCUCAAUUCUCAAAGCUUAACAGACACAUGAAAAUUCAUACAGGAGAGAAGCCUUAUUCAUGUCAGGAGUGUGGAAAGGCAUUUGCAAGAUCCUCAAAACUUUCUGAUCACAUGAAAAUUCAUACAGGAGAGAAGCCUUAUUCAUGUCAGGAGUGUGGAAAGGCAUUUGCAACAUCCUCAACUCUUAACAAACACAUGAAAGUUCAUACAGGAGAGAAGCCUUAUUCAUGUCAGGAGUGUGGAAAGGCAUUUGCAAGAUCCUCAACUCUUAACAUACACAUUAAAAUUCAUACAGGAGAGAAGCCUUAUUCAUGUCAGGAGUGUGGAAAGGCAUUUGCAAGAUCCUCAAAACUUUCUGAUCACAUGAAAAUUCAUACAGGAGAGAAGCCUUAUUCAUGUCAGGAGUGUGGAAAGGCAUUUGUAAGAUCCUCAAAACUUUCUGAUCACAUGAAAAUUCAUACAGGAGAGAAGCCUUAUGCAUGUCAGGAGUGUGGAAAGGCAUUUACAACAUCCUCAACUCUUAACAUACACAUGAAAAUUCAUACAGGAGAGAAGCCUUAUUCAUGUCAGGAGUGUGGAAAGGCAUUUGCAACAUCCUCAAAUCUUAACAAACACAUGAAAGUUCAUACAGGAGAGAAGCCUUAUUCAUGUCAGGAGUGUGGAAAGGCAUUUGCAAGAUCCUCAAAUCUUAACAAACACAUGAAAGUUCAUACAGGAGAGAAGCCUUAUUCAUGUCAGGAGUGUGGAAAGGCAUUUGCAACAUCCUCAACUCUUAACAUACACAUUAAAAUUCAUACAGGAGAGAAGCCUUAUUCAUGUCAGGAGUGUGGAAAGGCAUUUGCAACAUCCUCAAAUCUUAACAUACACAUUAAAAGUCAUACAGGAGAGAAGCCUUAUUCAUGUCAGGAGUGUGGAAAGGCAUUUGCAAGAUCCUCAGACCUUAAAAAACACAUGAAAAUUCAUACAGGAGAGAAGCCUUAUUCAUGUCAGGAGUGUGGAAAGGCAUUUGCAAGAUCCUCAGACCUUAACAAACACAUGAAAAUUCAUACAGGAGAGAAGCCUUAUUCAUGU